Notothenia coriiceps (black rockcod) is the source of this 1368-nucleotide messenger RNA. RefSeq names its product forkhead box I3b (gene foxi3b). The coding region runs from base 178 to 1323 and encodes 381 amino acids. The record is from RefSeq and is a predicted model, not a curated record. Gene Ontology annotation, molecular function: RNA polymerase II cis-regulatory region sequence-specific DNA binding; DNA-binding transcription factor activity, RNA polymerase II-specific. The transcript has 2 exons. Gene Ontology annotation, biological process: anatomical structure morphogenesis; cell differentiation; regulation of transcription by RNA polymerase II. NCBI's taxonomy places the organism in Eukaryota, Metazoa, Chordata, Actinopteri, Perciformes, Nototheniidae.
AAGAGCCUACGACUUUGAAGUGUAGACACCAUCAUUUGGAUCAACUCACAUUCAAAUACCUGCCAACGUCUAAAGAAGAAAAGGACUUCGGGAGCUGACAAUACCGCUCCACAAAGAACAUUGGCACAUAAAGGAGAAAGGCAAAAGGAGAUUUAAAGAGGUGAGAAUACAUUUAAUAUGUCUUCAUUUGAGACCCAGGGCCAGUCUCCACCUCGGUGUGGCCCGCAGUUCCCCAGCCUGGGUCAGGAGCCCCCUGAGCUCAGCAUGUACAGUGACUGUUACUACCCCCCUCCCUCACUGCCGAGUCCUCAGCGCACCGCUCCGACUUCCUACGACCUGAGCGACUACACCUCCACCCCAAACCCUUACCUUUGGUUCAACGGCACCGGGAUCAACACACCGCCGUACUUGGCUACAACGGGCCCACCUGGUAACCCAGGCCCCCCCUUUGUCCCCCAGCACUACGGCAUGCAGAGGCCCUACCUGGGUCCUGCUGGAGCUGGGGGCCCAGGAGGGGAGCUGAGCUGGUUCUCCCUCCCCUCACAAGAAGACCUGAUGAAGCUGGUCAGACCUCCCUACUCGUACUCCGCUCUCAUCGCCAUGGCUAUCCACGGAGCACCUGACAGGAGGCUGACAUUGAGCCAGAUUUAUCAGUACGUGGCUGACAAUUUCCCCUUCUACAAUAAAAGUAAAGCUGGAUGGCAGAAUUCAAUCCGACACAACCUGUCACUCAACGACUGCUUCAAAAAAGUACCAAGAGAUGAGGAUGACCCAGGCAAGGGCAACUACUGGACACUCGACCCAAACUGUGAGAAGAUGUUCGACAAUGGAAACUUCCGCCGCAAAAGGAAGAGGAAGUCUGAUUCCCUCUCCGGUGGAGAUGGCUCAGGGGCUCCGGAGUCAGGAGACAGCGAAAGGGGAAGCCCCAAACACUCAACUGCCCUCAACAUGUCUCCCACGGCAGACCGGAUCCCCUCCCCUUCAUCGUCGGGGCCCGCUCCUUGCCUCAGCAGCUUCUUAUCCGAGAUGUCUGGAGUGACAGUAGCUAAUGAGGUGGGGAGUAAUGGGUUAAGUCGGCCACUGCAGAUCAACCUAGAUGGGCCUCAUAGACCUGGAACCUUUAGCAACUAUUCACCCAACUCAGGCGGACAAGAGUGGGGACCCCAAGUAUCAGCUCCCACUGUGCUCUCCUCUUCACCCACCCACUCUUCCCUAGGCUACACCAGCCCCAUCCUCAGCCAGUACAGUGCGUCCAGUGGGCAUUUCUACCCAACACUUGGCUCGACAGGAAUCAUCUAUCAUCGUGAGGGCACCGAAGUUUAAUAAGACAUUAAAGGGGGGUUGGGGGGGGGGAGGGGUGUUUGGUUU